AGCGCGUGGAGCAGGCAUGGGGAUCAACAACCGGGAUGAGCAGGACGAGGCGAUCAGGCUGCUGCGGCAGAGCUCCAUGUUCCAUGCUUGCUCUGAGAGCACUCUCAGAAAGCUUGCACAAGACAUGUCCAAAGAAGAGUUCAGCAAGGGUCAGACCAUUCUGGAGCAGGGAUGGCCUCAGAGCAGAGCGUUCUUCAUCGCCGACGGUCAGAUCCGGCGCGAGCGAGUCGUCAAUGAUCAAAGCCAUCAGGUCGUGGACAUGUUCGGCAACACAGAGCCAGACAAGUUCGGCAACCGCAAGAUCGCCAUCGGUGCCCUGCACGUCCUGCACGAAGAGCCAGCGUUUGCCAACGCCAAAGCGAUGAGCAACGGCUACAUGUACUCGCUUCCUGCCACUGUGCUCAAGAAGCACCUGGAGAGCCCUCAGUUCAGCACAGAAGUGGUUCAGAGUCUGGCAGUGGAAGUGAGGAGACAGGCGAAUCAAGUCCGAUGGCUCAUGCGCACUCCUCUCCUGGAGCAGCGACCCAAGAAGACCAACGUGAUUGCCGUCACCAUCGCUGCUUCCAUCGAGAGCUUCUAUCGAUCUGGCCUCAAUGCGGCCAUGAAUGCUCGUCUGUCCGGUCACUGGGGCAAGCUCUUUCCCAACAUGCACAUUCAGUGUCCUGCUCGUAUCCUAUACAUCAACGGCUUCAAGGGGCUCCGCCAGUACAUGGACUACAAGGUAAAACCCGAGGAGUUUUCUAACCCAACCGCCGUCCGUCUCGGAAUGUCUUUCGCUCCAGGUAUCCUCAUGACUCCUCUCAGCAGCGUGUUGGAAGCUUCCAACGCCGGGCACAUGAACCCGGAGCCCAUCACGACGAGGUGGAUGCGAGGCAUUUCAUGGCGUCUUGUGCGCGAGGUCAUCUUCGGACUUGGUCUCAAUCAGAUGAGUGACUACUGGGAGGAGCGCAUUCCUCAGAGCAUCGUUCAGUCAGAAGCUCUUCGCACGGCGUUCGGGUCGAUGAUCUCAGGAGUCUUGUCUGGGUACCUCUCGCACAUCCCCCACAACCUCUCGACGCUCAAGCUCAUGACUCCCUCCAAGACUUACAUGCAGCACCUUGAGUCGCUCGUCUCUCAGUCUGAGAGCCGCAUCCCGACCAGUUUCUCUCCGGGCACCCGUAAGGCCAUGGCAACCUUCGCUGCGAUCGCGUUCCCUCGGGCUGUUCUCAUCCGCACAGCUCAGAUUGUUGGCUCCUUUAUUAUCCUCAACGGCACCAUCAACGCCUUGAAGUACGCUGAGCUGCCAACUUCCAUCCCCACAGCCUUCUAA
Molecule: messenger RNA, 1309 nt
Organism: Guillardia theta CCMP2712
Lineage: Eukaryota; Cryptophyceae; Pyrenomonadales; Geminigeraceae
Exons: 9
Coding region: 17-1309 (430 amino acids)
Source: RefSeq, a predicted model, not a curated record